Molecule: messenger RNA, 2534 nt
Organism: Cryptomeria japonica (Japanese cedar)
Lineage: Eukaryota; Viridiplantae; Streptophyta; Pinopsida; Cupressales; Cupressaceae
Exons: 2
Coding region: 964-2322 (452 amino acids)
Biological process (GO): guanine catabolic process
Cellular component (GO): cytosol
Molecular function (GO): zinc ion binding; guanine deaminase activity
Source: RefSeq, a predicted model, not a curated record
CUAUAUGCUGGAUAAUUCAAUUUGGAGUUCAAAAAUGAUCCUGUGCUUUUCUUUUCCGAAAUUUUAGCAAAUGCCGCUGCAAAAUAGUAUCAGAAAGUAACCCAUGAAGAAUCCUCAAUGUUUCCUUUACUUCUCAUUCUUGAAACAACUCAUCAGGUAAGCCGAACCGUCAUAUUAGGUGAGGAAAGGUGAGAGUGUUGCCCCAUUAUCGUGUUAUGAAGGCUGUGAUGAUUCCUCCUGCGAUAUUACCUGGUCUUCAGCCAUUGCUUUCAGCUUUCAACUCUUGCUGGAGAAUUUCUCUGCAGUCGAGCUUUGAACUUGAACAACCUAAUAAGCACGAAUUGUUUAAGAUCUGAGCCUUAUGUGCUUGAAAUGAAAAUACAUCACAUUACGAAGACCAAAUAUCCAUAGAAUGAACUGGAGUCCAUUACCCUUGGCAAUGUUUAGACCGUUGAUGGCAGCUGCAAGCCUAGUGAGAUUAUUUACUCCUUAACCGAGAGCAUAUGGGAAAGUUAUGUUCCGCCAUUAAUGGGCCUUAUAGUGCCGCCUCCUACACCAACAAUACCUGUGUCCCAUGAUGAUCAUAUACUGAGAAAAGAGAAAAAUGAUGAUCUGUAAUUUCUACAAAAUCGGUCCUCUUUUCUAGAUUCCGUUUGGCACUUGGAACAUCCGGAAAUUUCAAGGAAUAACAAAAACUUCUAGAUUCACAUUCUUAAAACACAAAUUUAAUACAUAUUUUUCUUUGACCUUUUCUAUUUUAACCUUAUUAGGCAGCGUGUGAUGGUCUACAAGGUUUUUCUCUUGACUUUCCACUAUAACCUAUAACCUAAUCCUCAAUGGAGGAUUAAGUUAAAGAUACUCUUUUCUUUUACAGUUAAAACCCUAAUUCUGUGUGUAAUCAAAAUCACAAAAGGUCUCUGACAGUCCUCCCAUCUCUGCAAAAGAACAGUAGGAAGCUCUGUCAUGGCCGCUGACAUGUCGUGCAGCAGCUACAACAAUAGCAAUAGAAGCCAGAGUGACCUGAAGGCGUACCGCGCCUCCAUUAUUCAUAGCAUCGGCGACCCUUCGGAAGUAGAAAAGGGCGCGUCUUAUGACUAUUUCCCAGACGGCCUCCUGAUAGUAGAAAGGGGGAAAAUCCGAGCCGUAGGGCACGCAAAUGAUCUUUUACCCUCCUACGAGCAAACCCUAGAAAUUAUCCACUACGAAGAAGCCCUUAUAACCCCGGGCUUCGUGGAUACGCACAUUCAUUAUCCGCAGCUGGAGAUUGUGGGCUCGCAUGGAGAGCAGUUGCUGGAAUGGCUGGAAAAGUACGUUUUUCUGGCGGAAGGGCGCUUUGAUGAGAGCGGCCACGCAGAAGAUGUGGCUCGCCGCUUCUUAGCGGAAUUGCUGCGCAACGGUACGACAACGGCGCUCGUGUUUGGGAGCGUCCAUAAAGAGUCUGUAGAUGCUUUUUUCCAGGUGGCGGCGGAGCUAGGGCUGCGCAUGAUUGCUGGGAAGGUGCUCAUGGACUCCAAUGCGCCAGACUGGCUCAGGGAUACGGUAGAGUCAGGGUACAAGGACAGUUUAGAGCUCAUACAACGCUGGCACGGGAAGCAUCGAUUGAGCUAUGCAGUUACACCACGUUUUGCUAUCACAUGCAGCCGUGAACAAUUAAAAAGCGCAGGGCGUCUGUUGACAGAGCACCCAGGUGUUUACCUCCACACCCACCUUUCAGAAAACAAAGCAGAAAUCGAGUCCGUAGCCCAUCUUUUUCCAGAACGGACAGGCUACUUGGACGUGUACGCCCACUAUGGCUUAGUGGGGCCACGCUCCAUUUUCGCCCAUGGGAUCCAUCUCACAGAGCACGAGUGUGCCCAUCUUGGGCACGCAGGUGCCGCCGUGGCAUUUUGCCCAUCUUCCAAUCUGUUUUUGGGCAGUGGGCUGCUUGACCUGGCGAGGUUAGAGAAGCACAAGGUCCAUGUUGGGUUAGCAACUGAUAUUGGAGCGGGCACCUCUUUUUCGUUGCUACACACCUGUAAUGAGGCUUACAAGGUGUUGCAGCUCCAAGGCCACAAAUUGGAUCCUUUCAAGGCCUUGUAUUUGGCCACUUUGGGAGGGGCCCGAGCAUUGAGGCUGGAUGAUAAGAUUGGCAACUUUAGCAUUGGCAAGGAGGCUGAUUUUGCGGUGCUCGAUUACAAGGCCACACCAUUGCUCGACUACCGGAUCGGUGGUGCCAACAAAAUUGAGGAGAAGUUGUUUGUGCUCAUGAUGUUGGGGGAUGAUCGAUGUGUGAAAGAGACUUUUGCCGAGGGGAGGUCCGUGUACAGACGAGCUGGCUCUUGACUUUUUUUCUAUUGAAGCUUUCCAUUGUUGCAUUCCAUUAAAUUAAAUAGGGCUGCAGUCAUAUGGAGGCCAAUCUCUAAAAAAUUGUUGAGAAUUCUCUAAAAAAAUGUAGAGAAUUUUCAGGAGUUCAGUAAACAGAGGUUUCAUUGAUUUUUUUAAUAAUGGGAAGUUUAAAAUUUUGAGUUUUUAAAUUUAAGAAAGUCGGUGGUCCA